AAUUUUCCAUCAGAUUCUCUUCACUUUCUCUUACUUUCCCAGUAAAUCUAUGUUCUUUGGAACACUUAAAUCCUCUUGUCUUUGCUUCAAGGCCUUCCAAAUUCUAUCCCCUUGAGAAAUAUUUUCCUAAGAAAAAUAUGGUCCCUCUGUUGGUUUUGACACUAGUCUCAAUUCUAAUGACACCUUCUUCCUCUACUUCUCUUGUUUCUGAUUUUCAUGCUUUGGUUAGCCUCAGAAAUGGAUUUCAGUUCCCGAAACCAAUGUUGAGCACAUGGAAUGUUUCGAAUCCGAGCUCGGUUUGUUCUUGGAUCGGAGUUCAGUGUUUCCGGAGAAGGGUUGUUUCUUUAGACUUGACAGACAUGGAUCUGGAUGGAUCUGUUUCGCCAGAAAUUUCAAAACUUGACAGGCUCACCUACCUCUCUCUGGCUGGAAACAACUUCACUGGUGGCAUUGAGAUAGUGAACCUGAGCGAGCUCCGAUUUCUCAACAUUUCAAACAAUGGCUUCGGCGGUAACGUGGAAUGGAACUACUCGUGUAUGGGGAAUCUGGAAGUGUUGGAUGUUUAUUACAACAACUUCUCUGGGUUCUUACCGGCAGGGGUUGUGGAAUUGAAGAAACUCCGGUAUUUGGCUCUUGGCGGGAAUUAUUUUGUCGGUGAAAUCCCACCGAGCUACGGUCGGAUACUGGGGUUGGAGUAUCUUCAGCUGGGGGGAAAUAAUCUUGAAGGGAAAAUCCCAGGUGAGCUGGGGAAUCUUACUAAUCUCAGAGAGCUUUACCUUGGGUACUACAAUGCUUUCGAAGGGGGGAUUCCGCCGGAGUUUGGUAAUCUGGUGAACUUAGUCAUCCUGAAUCUUGCCAGCUGUGAAUUGGACGGUCAAAUUCCACCAGAGCUUGGAAAUUUGAUGUCCCUGGACACUCUGUACCUGUUUAUCAAUCUGCUCUCCGGUCCUAUUCCGAAGCAGUUAGGCAACUUGACGAGUUUGGUGAACCUUGACUUGUCGGAGAAUGCACUUACUGGGGAAAUCCCGCCGGAGUUCGUGAACCUGAAGAAGCUUGGGCUUCUCCAUCUCUUCACCAACAAGCUACACGGGUCCAUUCCGAACAAUGUUUCAGAGUUCCCUGAUUUGGAAGAACUAGCCCUGGGGGACAACAACUUCACCGGCGUCAUACCGGAGAAUCUUGGCCAGAAUGGGAAGCUUCAUGUGCUUGAUUUGUCUUCCAACAAGCUCACCGGAACAAUCCCUCGAAACUUGUGUUCUUCCAAUCAGUUAAAAAAUCUGGACCUGACGGAGAAUUUCCUGUUCGGCUCUAUUCCAGAGGACUUGGGGAGAUGUUAUAGUCUCGUCAAGGUGUGGCUGAGGGAUAAUUACUUGAACUGAAGCAUUCCGGAGGGGUUCAUUUACUGGCCAAAGCUGGGUGUAGUAGAAUUGCAGAACAAUUACCUGACCGGAGCAUUGCCAGAAAACGGUAAUAGUUCAUCAAAACUUGUUAAUUUAGGCCGGUUGAAUCUUAAAAACAAUCUUCUUUCCGGUCCGUUGACCGUUUCAAUUUCAAAUGUGUCUUCCAUUGAAUAUCUUCUACUUAGUGGAAAUCAAUUUUCGGAUAACUCCGGCAAGUAGUCAGGCUUGAUCUCAGCGGAAAUUCACUUUCGGGGUUAUUCCACCGGAAAUUGGAAACGGUGUCCACCUUACCUCUGUCGACUUGAGUCAGAACAAUCUCUUCGGUUCAAUCCCACCUUAAUGGGAAACUCAACUCCACCAUUUCUUGUAGAAGGGGUGACAUCAACACGCCAUCAAACAACAAGGGCAUUUUAAA
Messenger RNA from Rubroshorea leprosula, 1815 nucleotides. The record is from the annotation of a GenBank genome assembly. Lineage: Eukaryota; Viridiplantae; Streptophyta; Magnoliopsida; Malvales; Dipterocarpaceae.